Messenger RNA from Rattus norvegicus (Norway rat), 8441 nucleotides. The record is from RefSeq and is a predicted model, not a curated record. NCBI's taxonomy places the organism in Eukaryota, Metazoa, Chordata, Mammalia, Rodentia, Muridae.
UCCAGGACAGAAUCCCACGAGCCUCCGGGAUUCUUCUGUCCUCUUCUUUCCAUUCCAUCACAGAAGCUGGGAUCGCAGACUCACACCAUAGCACCAGGCUUUAUAUUGGUCCUGCUGAUCCAAACUCAAGUUCUCUUGUGUUGGUGGCAAGUGUCUUACCCACUGAAGUGUCCUCUCAGGACAGAGUGGUGAAUUUACUUCACAGGCUGGUUUGAAUGGGAAUGCCUCCCCGCCCCCAUAAUCUUGGAGCUUCCCACCUUAAAAAGUAUGAUUAGAAUUCAAAACGAAUCCGACGUUGUAUGAUGCCUAAGAAUGGACUUGAUCCCCAGUGUUAGUUCUAAGUCAGUAGCUAUAUACACGGAAGCAGAGGUUUAAAACCAGGAGUCUGUUAAAGUUCCCACUAGAUUGGCACCUAUAAUGGAACAUCUAGUGCUGGGACAGAAAUGAAACUAAGAAUGCCGCUGCUGGGAACUUAGGGCAAGCAGGUGGUCAGGGACAGUUGAACUGUGUAAACCUUGGGUGUGUGACUUUGAUCGAGGCCUACAGCUUGGCCUUUCACACCCAGAUUCACAAGGGCCUUUUGAACCUUAGCACUCAAAAUACUGAACCCCAAAAUAUGCAGAGUACAGCUGGUUAUAGAGAAGUCCUGUCCUAUGAAGGGCCCCAAGUGGUCUGUGGGGAGCUCCAGGAUCACUCCUACUUAGUGAAACUGGUUCCAGGUAGAGCACAGCCGGCUCUGGUCCUCUUUGUGAAGGGCCAUGUUUUCUCUGGAAACAUGGGAGCCACCAACCAGAAGACAGAGAGGAAAGAAAUUGGGGGUAGAGGAGGAGCGGAAGUCGAAGUGAGAGAAAAGAGCUAGGUGGUGACUCACAGUAGCUGUGACCAGGGGACACUGGAAGCCACAAGAACAUCUGCGUACCCAUGGGUAACCCAGGGCUGCCUUGAUUAGGUCUUAAGACUUAAGUGAGACAUCAGAUGACCCCAGGGGCUGCUGUGUUCUCUACCACUGAGGCCCCAUGAGCCUCAGUCUCUUCUGUAGGCAAAUUGGGCCACAUGAUAUCAGUAUCGUCAGAUAAAGACUUCUUGCUUUGAAAGUCUUGGAGGCCAACCAAAGAAUAGCCUGGGGAGGGGGAAUCUCUAAACACAGAGGGACUUUUGUGACAGGCCUGGGCACCCGACUCACAGCCAGGGCAGGGCCCAUGAUAAACUCCUGACUCCUGACUCUGGGAGCAGAGGAUGAGAUGAUUUCAAAGCACUGGGCCACACUAGCCAAGGACACACACCCUUUAUGCUGACUUUCGACUGCCAGCUCCAAUCAAGAGCAAUUAAAAGUCGAAAGGAGGCGCAGCUGUUCUAGUUUUAUAGGCGGCGAAACUGAAGCAAGAGGAGAGGUAUUUUGUCCCAGAUUUGCCAAGGUAGGCGAGCCAGAGAGUCAACCAUAGGACCAUAGGAGCCCGUGCAGUUGUGGGAGGAGUGACUCCUACCCAGAAGUGGACUUGGAGGAGGGUCCGUUAGACCAUCAGAAUGGAAGCCCGACAAGCAAGUCAGCUGACUCAGGAACCAGAGUGAGGGCCACGCACUCUCCGCCCCAGCCUGCACCAUGAACUUGCCUUCCCCUUCUGCUUGUUGAGAGCCAAGGGAAUGGUACAUUACUAGAGAGAGAUGGCUUUCUUUUCUCCCUGGAAGUUGUCCUCUCAGAAGCUGGGCUUUUUCUUGGUGACUUUUGGCUUCAUAUGGGGGAUGAUGCUUCUACACUUCACCAUCCAGCAGCGAACUCAGCCUGAGAGCAGCUCCAUGUUGCGGGAGCAAAUCCUUGACCUCAGCAAAAGGUACAUUAAGGCACUGGCAGAAGAGAACAGGAACGUGGUGGAUGGCCCGUAUGCCGGUGUCAUGACAGCCUAUGAUCUGAAGAAAACGCUCGCCGUGCUGCUGGAUAACAUCUUGCAGCGCAUCGGCAAGCUGGAGUCCAAGGUGGACAAUCUUGUCAACGGCACAGGAGCGAAUUCUACCAACUCCACCACGGCUGUCCCCAGCUUGGUGUCACUGGAGAAAAUUAAUGUGGCAGAUAUCAUUAAUGGAGUUCAAGAAAAAUGUGUAUUGCCUCCUAUGGAUGGCUACCCCCACUGCGAGGGGAAAAUCAAGUGGAUGAAAGACAUGUGGCGGUCAGACCCCUGCUACGCAGACUAUGGAGUGGACGGGACCUCCUGCUCCUUUUUUAUUUACCUCAGUGAGGUUGAAAAUUGGUGUCCUCGUUUACCUUGGAGAGCAAAAAAUCCCUAUGAAGAAGCUGACCAUAACUCAUUGGCAGAAAUCCGCACGGAUUUUAACAUUCUCUACGGCAUGAUGAAGAAGCAUGAGGAGUUCCGGUGGAUGAGACUUCGGAUCCGGCGAAUGGCUGAUGCAUGGAUCCAAGCAAUCAAGUCUCUGGCAGAGAAACAAAACCUAGAGAAGAGGAAACGGAAGAAAAUCCUUGUUCACCUGGGGCUCCUGACCAAGGAAUCAGGCUUCAAGAUUGCAGAGACAGCAUUCAGCGGCGGCCCUCUCGGCGAGCUCGUUCAGUGGAGUGACUUAAUCACAUCUCUGUACCUGCUGGGCCAUGACAUCCGCAUCUCAGCCUCGCUGGCUGAGCUCAAGGAGAUUAUGAAGAAGGUUGUUGGAAACCGGUCUGGCUGUCCAACUGUAGGAGACAGAAUCGUUGAGCUUAUUUAUAUCGAUAUUGUGGGACUUGCUCAAUUCAAGAAAACGCUAGGACCAUCCUGGGUUCAUUACCAGUGCAUGCUCCGGGUGCUGGACUCCUUUGGAACAGAACCUGAGUUCAAUCACGCAAGUUACGCCCAGUCGAAAGGCCACAAGACCCCCUGGGGAAAGUGGAAUCUGAACCCGCAACAGUUUUACACCAUGUUCCCUCAUACCCCAGACAACAGCUUUCUGGGCUUCGUGGUCGAGCAGCACCUGAACUCCAGCGACAUCCACCACAUUAACGAGAUCAAAAGGCAGAACCAGUCCCUUGUGUAUGGCAAAGUGGAUAGUUUCUGGAAGAAUAAGAAGAUCUACUUGGACAUCAUUCACACGUACAUGGAAGUGCACGCCACUGUUUACGGCUCCAGUACCAAGAACAUCCCCAGUUACGUGAAAAACCAUGGCAUUCUCAGCGGCCGUGACCUACAGUUUCUUCUCCGGGAAACCAAGCUUUUUGUUGGGCUUGGAUUCCCUUAUGAAGGUCCAGCUCCCCUGGAAGCCAUCGCGAAUGGAUGUGCUUUCCUGAACCCCAAGUUCAACCCUCCUAAAAGCAGCAAAAACACAGACUUCUUCAUUGGCAAGCCAACACUGAGAGAGCUCACAUCCCAGCACCCGUACGCAGAAGUCUUCAUCGGCCGGCCACACGUCUGGACCGUGGACCUCAAUAACCGAGAGGAAGUAGAAGACGCAGUAAAAGCCAUCUUAAACCAGAAGAUUGAGCCGUAUAUGCCAUAUGAGUUCACAUGUGAAGGCAUGCUGCAGAGAAUCAACGCUUUCAUCGAGAAACAGGACUUCUGCCACGGCCAAGUGAUGUGGCCGCCCCUUAGCGCCCUGCAGGUGAAGCUGGCUGAGCCCGGGCAGUCCUGCAAACAGGUGUGCCAGGAGAGCCAGCUCAUCUGCGAGCCGUCCUUCUUCCAGCACCUCAACAAGGAAAAGGACCUGCUGAAGUAUAAGGUAAUCUGCCAAAGCUCAGAACUAUACAAGGACAUCCUGGUGCCCUCCUUCUACCCCAAGAGCAAGCACUGUGUGUUCCAAGGGGAUCUCCUGCUCUUCAGUUGUGCCGGGGCCCACCCCACACACCAGCGGAUCUGCCCCUGCCGGGACUUCAUCAAGGGCCAAGUGGCCCUCUGCAAAGACUGCCUAUAGCAUAGCCACCCUGGAUUCAUUCAGAUGGGAAAGACGUGGCUCCGCUGGGCAGGGCCGAGGGGCUGAAAGACAGUCAGGGACUCUGACCAGAGCCUGAAAUCUUUGGUCCAGGGCUUGGAUUUAGUACUGCCCCAGCCUCAGCCAGUGCAUCCCAGUUUACACCAAAACCACAAGAGAACAGAGGUUAGAGCAGAGGUUCUCCCUGGUGUAAUGAAUGCCCUCUGUCUCCAGGAAAAUCCACUGUAGGGAAGUGGUCCAGGCGGCUGCUCCCGGGACUUUUUUUUUUUUUUUUUUAAAGGGAUAAAAUCUGGAGACUCAUUCAGCUGAAAACAAAAGCAGGAAGAGGAAUUGAGCCAAUUGGGAAGGACUUUAGGGACAAUUCCAAACCAAUUAAUUUAUUUAUUUGGGAGAAUGGGGGCGGGCUCGGGAGGGAGGAAAGGGGUUGAACACAGUUUCCUUUUGUUCCUCACCGUUAACCACCCACCUUCAGGACCUUCUUGUUCUGCAGCAUCAAGCAGGAUGGCAAGCUUAAGGCAGCUGUGGGAGCUUGACUCCUGGUGACAGGUGACAGCAGAGAAAAAAGACGUAGCUCGGUUUGUAGAUUGCUGGCAUAGCAUACAUGGGGUCCUGGGUUCCAUUCCCAGUACCACAUAAAACAUAAGAAGCAGAGGCAGGAGGACCAAACAUUCUCCUUGGCUACAUAACAAGGCCAAGGCCUUUGUCCCCGCAUCUAGGCUGCAAGAGACCCUGUCUCAGAAAAUGGGGGUAAAAUGGCCUUGAAAACACAGCCAGCCACUGUCAAAGCAUCUUCAGAACCGAUGGAUCCCGUGCUUGCUUGGCAGAUGGCAGCUAAAAGGCAGAUAACCUUAGUGGGGAAAUGCCUGUGGUGUCCUGAGGGGCCCACCAAGUUCCAAAGACAGAUUGGGCUGCAGAUGAGAGAGGCUGCUUUCCUGUGUGACCUCCCCCAAUCCCCAGCCCCCGCCCCCCAUAGCUUGGUCCCAAUUUCUGGUUAGAAUUCACCUUUGUUGAAGAAACACAGGAUUAUGUAAUUCUUGUCUGCUGCUGUGGUAAGCUCACCCUCCCCCCACCCCCACCUCCAUCAAAGGCGCCAGGAGCGGUCUUUGAACUUGGAGAGGGCACCUCUAGCCUCAAAACAGCUAAGAGUUGGAUAAGAGUCAGCCCUAGAGUUAGUAACACGAGGCUUUGCGCUGUAUACCCCCUCCCCCCCGUGAUGUCUGAUAUUGCUGCAAUCCAGGGAAUUGACUCUGAACUUGAUGGUUUCUGGGGAGGUAAGGACAGUUCUGGUCCAAUGCUAGGUAUUAUCCUGGCCACACCCCCCAGUGGGUGUGGCUUACAAAGGGUGGAGCCUGGGGCUGGCUUUUACUUGAAACACUAUUGUUCUAUGGAGUUUGACCAGUCUGGCAGCAGGUUGGCCUGUCUAUAUGCUGGAAUCCCCACUUUUCACACCUUGGAGCCCUUUAGUCAGUCCAGCCCUGCUGAAGUACUGCUUCUGUGCUCUGUACACGUGUGAGUUUCUGGAGACACCUCCCACACUUCUCUCCAUGCUGGUGAAUGAACCAAUCCCUCUUCUUCCUCUUGCUGUUAGCGUUGUCCACCCAGCCCCAGCUGGUAGAGUAGACUUCCUAGCCGGCUGGUGCUGCCCAACACCUCCCUGUAGCCAAGUGGAGCCUCUGUCUAGCUGGACAGCAGAGCAAGGCCCAGGACUGGCUGAGCCCUCCAGAAGCAACAGAAAGGAGGGUCUGCUUGUGGUGACCAAGGAUUGGGGAGAUGGCGCUUGGAACUUUAAGGUCUGGAUAAACAUCUGCUCUCCUCUUGAUUUCUACCUGGGUACAUACAUCACACCGAUCACACCUCUAGGGUCUCCCCGACCACGCCCCUUUGACCCUAAGACAGACACCUCAAGGGCCUCAGAUUCUAGUCCUAGAGAAUGAAGUGGAGUCAAGAGGUGAUGCCAGGGCAGGUGCUGGCCCUAAACACUGACAGGGGUCCCUCAAGGCCUGGCUGGAAUCACCUUUACCCAGGUUGAGCCGCCAGGCAGGCUAUGAAGCAUCUUUUAUUAAGGUUUAUAAAGAUUUCCUGCAGCAGGAUGGGAGAAAGCUGGAUAGACUCUUCCCUUAAAGCGGGCCCCUGGGCUGCACCCCGUAGUUAUGGGAAUCUCCCUGAGUUUCCAGGGAGAUUGAAAAUCAGGCUCUUUGGGACCCCUAAAGACUGUGGGUGACAGUGCUGGCAUUCAACCAGCAGGGGGCGCCCCAGCUGAAAAUGACACCCACCCCCACCCCCCCCACCCCCGCUGCUGAUAACUGUAAACAGGCAGGAAGGCCACUUUCUCUUCACCUGCCGAAGCUUCCGGGCCCUGAGCUCAGGGUCCCUCCACAUUCCUUUUCCUCUUCUUCAGUUCAAGACCGCGAGUCACGCAACCCAGAAGAGGUCUUUCUCCCAUGUUAUAAAUUCCUCUCCGUUUUAGGCAGAAAUACAUAAGCUCACUUCCUCCGGUGGGUUCCUGCUCUUGGGACUAGCCAACCGUAGUCUAGUUAUUAAAAGCAUUAGCAAUAGGUGAGAUGUCCCUGAAUGUAUACCAGCUCCCAGGCCUCCUCAGAGCAAGCAAGAUAUGGACGGGUGAGUGGCCAUCAAGGGGAAACUGACCUGACCCGUGCAUGGGCAUUCCGUCCGCCUGUCGGUGCGGAGGCCAGCAAAGAAUCACUGCCCUGGCUGGGAGCCACAGCACUUACAGAGCACUGGCCAUCUUGUAGGAGCCAAGGGCUGUUUGCGAUCGAACCUUCCACCAGGAGAGGAGUCUGAAAUCAAGACUCCUGUGUCCUGCACAGUAAUCACAGAUCGUCUGAUCUUUAGAGUUAUUGUCCCCUUUGUGAUGCUAGGCUCUUAAAAUGGAGCGGGGGGGGGGGGCUUUAUCUAAUUUAUUAAGAGAGAGAAUACAUCGCUUCAGAAGGUGAAAGCUUUUUGAAGGGGCCAUCCUGAGAGGGGCCACCCAUGCCUUGUUGGAUCCCAGUCCACGCCCCCUGCAUUUCUGUGUGUGUUCUUGUAUACCGGCUUAUUUUGUCUCCGAGAUGAGUCUUUCGUUUUAGGUUGAGUGUUUGGGAAUACCUGUCUGUCCUUUUGCUGGCACGUGUCUUUGCAUCUCUCUUCGGGGCUGGAGUCUGACGGCUGGGUGCUGUCGAAGGCUGACAGCCGGCUGUUCCAGCCUGGAAUGACUACAUUUGCCCACAGUGUGUGUGCACACACACGGUUAUUUAUACUCCCAGUGGAUGGGGACACACAAGACUGUAUAUAUAGUGUGUAUACAUGUAUACAUGUGCGUUUUGUGUAUGUUCCUAGUGUGUGGUGUGUGCACAUGCACCCCCCAGAAUAGGGCUGAGGGUGCCAAAAAUCCUUUAGCACCCUCAGGACCAGACCCUAUCUCUGAAUCUGAUGUCGACCAAGGUAGUGAAGGGCCUCAUGACCCAUCACCCUGGCCCUAGCUGACAUGUUGCUGAGGCAGAAAAACAGCCCUCAAGCCAUCUGUGUAGAAGAAGGAGCCCCCAGAUACUUCAGCUAGCGAGCACGGUGGAGUCCAGAUGUCUUGCUUUUCCCCGUCCUUAGGGAAUGAAUGUGGAUGUGGAAUGAGGUUAUCUAUUAGUAAGUUGGGUUGCACUGAAACUCUGUGUUGUUUAUGGAUGAGUGUGUGUUCUUUAGCUCAGACCAGGGUGGUUUACCUAGAUGGUAUGUAAUUAGGCACCACCACCCUCUCCCAAAAUUCUUGACUGGAAAGGAAAGACCAAGUAUUUUGUUAACGGCAGGCUGUGCUGUAUGUGUCGUGACUCCGAGCCUGAACUAUUUUAUUUAUUUAAGACUAUUUUAAUUUCUCUUUCCUCUUCUCCCCCUCUGCGUGGCUGCAGAGUGUCUCCGUUAGAGUAGACGGAUGGCAGGAAUAGAUUUGUAGUCCCUUCAGGAAGUUAGCAGCCUGGAGCUGGGCGUGGGUUCCCCUCAUCCUCGUUGCCUUCAACAGAAAGUGAAAAGUUUUUCGUUUUGGGUUUUGUUUUUUUACAUAUAGCAAAAGACCAAAUUAGCUGUAUAGUCUUGGAUACAGACAAUAAGAAUUACUCUAGCUCUCCUAGCACAUAGGGCCCCGUGGGGAUUCCAUGUUUAGCACAGUGCCUGGCUCAUAGUAAGCCUGGUGAAUGUUCAAUAUUGAUAUUAGUAGUAUAUCAUAAAACUUGAGAGAUAAAGAGCUGCGCUCACCCCCACCCCCGUUGAUCCCGUUGAUUCAGACAUGAUGGUUACAUAAAAAUCUCAUUGAGUCGAUCAGAUGCUAUAGUAAUUAACUGUUUCAAAUGUUUAAGCUCUGUGCCUACCCUGCUCGAUGGAAUUCUAGUGUUUUCUCCAAUGCACUGAGUAAUUGGAAAAUGUGUCAGUCUUCAGCACUCCAUGAAACAAGGCUGAGUUUAUUACCUUGAACCACCAAUAUGUUCUGGAACAUUCCAGGGGUUUCUUUGAGGAACUUUUCAAGCUCAAAAUUAAAAGUUCUCUCACAAGUUGCA